AAGCCGCUCCUGCCCGACAUUAUCUACAUCCACUCCGCUGGAAAGCAGCCUCUAAUGACGGAUGCACUCAUGGACGGCGGGCCGAGGCGCGGUGCUUUUAAUCCCGAGCAGGCUGUUGAAGUUUAGAGGGAAGGCUCUUCGCGUGUCUCCCUCUUUACUUUCGCCGACCCCCUCCUCCGCUGGCAGAAAUUUAUAAAGAACAAAAAAUCCGACGAGGGAGGGGAGGAGGGGGGCUGAUAUACGCCGAGGCUGAAAUCGAGAGGCGAAUCCAGGGAAGAGGAUUCAUUUGUACACGGGACUUUCCCCCUCUGAGUCCCCCAAAAGGAGGGGGAAAAGUCGCAAUAUUGGAAACGAAAAGGAAUGCGCUUCUAAGGGCGUGAAAACGUCUGCAAUUGUGGAUACUUUAUAUAUUUUUAUUUCGAAAAAAUAUGGCCGAGAACGUUCUGGACUCUGGCCCGCCUUCAGCCAAGAGGCCUAAACUCUCUUCUCCGGCACUUUCCGCCUCCGCUAGCGAUGGAAAUGAUUUUGGCUCAUUGUUUGACUUGGAGCACGACCUUCCUGACGAGCUCAUCAACUCAAAUGAACCAAGCCUGGUCAACGGUGGAGAUGUCAACCAGUUGCACACCACUCUGGGAGGAGGUACAGCCGGCAUGGGUGGUCCCGGGGCUGGAGGAAUGGGCCUGGCUCUGGGCUCUGCAGGAGUCCAGGGUACGGGUCAGGAUGCUGUGGCCAAACACAAACAACUGUCAGAGCUGUUACGGUCUGGGGCACCCCCUCCACCCCAGCAGGGCCAUUCUAUGAGCAGCCCUGGGGGUCCGGCCACCAUGAGCCAACACCUCGCAAACAUGAAGGCUUCUCCAGGCCCGGGUGCUCCGCAGAUGAUGGGCCAGGGGCAGCAGCACCUGUCUCCUCAGCAGCACUUGUCACCUCAGCAACAGGCGUCGCUAAUGCAGCAACAGAACGCAGGAAUGAUGGGCGGCAUGAACCGGGCCAUGAUGGGAGCCCAGCAGAAGGCCAACAAUGGACAGCAGCCGGGCAUGAUGACCAACCAGGUGAAUGGAUCUCCUCGCAUGGGAUUUGUUAACCAGGGAAUGGGUGGCAACAGCAACCUGUUAGCAGAGACACUACAGGGACCUGCAGGCCAAGCAGGCAUGAGAGGCCAGCAACCAGGAGCCCUGAACAAGAUGGGGAUGAUGGGGACCUCUGGUGGACCCUUUGGUGGUCCUUAUGCAGGUCAGGGGAGCCAAGGCAUGUGUGGUACAGGGCUGGGCCCUCAGAUACAGAACAAAGGUCCCAUGGCNAACAGUCUGGCCCAGUUUGGCAUGGAUAAGAAGAACUCCCCGAUGCAAGGAAUGGCAGCUAUGGGCUCUCCGCAGACGCAGGCGGGGCUGGGGGGUACCCCUGGUGCACCGGUAGGAGGACCCACUGGGAUGGUGCCUGGUGCACAAGGUGGUCUGGUGGGGCCUGGGGCCCAGGUUUCUGCUGCUUCUGCUGCUGCUGGAGCUCCGCCGACAGCUGACCCAGAGAAACGCAAACUUAUACAGCAACAACUGGUGCUGCUGCUACAUGCACAUAAGUGUCAGCGCCGAGAACAGGCCAACGGAGAAGUCCGGCAAUGCAACCUGCCCCACUGUCGCACUAUGAAGAACGUCCUCAAUCACAUGACCCACUGCCAGGCCGGCAAAUCUUGUCAAGUGGCUCACUGUGCGUCCUCAAGGCAGAUCAUCUCCCAUUGGAAGAACUGCACCCGACACGACUGCCCUGUGUGUCUGCCACUCAAGAAUGCUGGGGACAAGAGGAACCCGCAGUGUGAGUCUCUCCUGGCCGGGGCUGCCGCAGGUUUGGGUAGCUCUCUUGGAGCAGUUCCUGGGGGCCAGUCCAGUGCACCCAAUCUCCAACCUCCGAGCCAAAUUGACCCCAGCUCUAUUGAGAGAGCCUACCAGGCCCUGGGACUGCCCUACCAAGGCAACCAGAUCCAGGCUCAAUCGUCCCAGACAAACAUGCCUAGCCAGGGUCUGUCAGGCCAGGCUGGCAUGAGGCCACUCAACCCCAUGGGUCCAAAUCCUAUGGGAGUCAAUGGUGGUGUGGGAACUGCUGCUCAGAACCAGCAAGCCAGUUUGCUCCAAGACACUAUGAUGCAUCUAAACGUGAACAACCAAGGUCUUCUAAACGAUGCAAGUGGGGUAGGAUCUAUGCCCACAGCAGCCCCUCCCUCUGCCACUGGCAUGAGAAAAAGCUGGCAUGAGGAUAUCACACAAGACCUAAGAAACCACCUGGUCCACAAACUUGUGCAAGCAAUCUUUCCAACACCAGAUCCUGCUGCUUUGAAGGACCGGCGAAUGGAGAAUCUUGUGGCUUAUGCUCGGAAAGUAGAGGGAGACAUGUAUGAAUCGGCUAACACUAGAGCUGAGUACUAUCACCUGCUCGCUGAGAAGAUCUACAAGAUCCAGAAGGAACUAGAGGAGAAGAGGAGGACCCGGCUCCAAAAGCAGGGUCUGGGUCUUGGGCCAGGUGGCAUGGGACAGCCUCCCACAGGACUACCUCCAAAUGGCCCACUUCCUGAUCCAUCUAUGGUGCGAGCAGCCGGACCUAAUCAGUUAAAUAGGAUGCCAGGACCAGGUAUGAAUCAGUUCAAUCAAAUGGGCAUACCUACUAUGGGCCAGAGGUCCACACCUCCUCUACCUAUGGGUGUGCCAGGAAACCAGAUGGGAAUGGUGGGGCCCAGAAUGGGACAACCCAGUGUAAACCAGUACAUGUCACAGGGGCAGUUCCCCAGCUCAGGUCCAGGUGUGGGUGCAGUCCAACCUGGGAUGUCCCAGCCUGGUGCGCCGGGAGGCAUGGGACAGACACAGAUGGGCACUCCUCCUUCUCUUCCAGUAGCCAGUCCUCUCGCACAGCCAGGCUCAGUCAGUGGACCCAGUGGUGCAUCCACAGUUGGACCCUUGGGUCCCCAGAGUGUUGGCAGUGGAGGUCCAAACUCAGUUGUUGGACCUCCUGCUUCGUCAAUAACUCCUAAUGCGAACCAGCAACCAAAUGCCAUCCCGAAUUUGGGAGCCAUGCGAGGCAGCUCUCCCUCCCCUGCUCACAGUCGGUCCCCUACACCUCACCAAACACCUCCCAGGAUACCUGGAUCCCAAACCCCACAACCACACACCCCCGGGGCAGCCCAACUGCCACCCCCAGCUGCACCGCAGCCAAACCAGCUCGGCCAGGGCCCCGGCUCAAAUAAGCCUCUUCAGCAGCACAUGGGGGCAGCGGGCUCCACCACUCCGUCACAUCCAGGACUAACCACCAAUUCCACAGCACAUGCUUCUCAGCUUCCACGCACUCCACUGUCCCAGAAGGGCUCCUUUCCACCCGACAGCCAAGCUCAUACUCCAGCCUCUGUCAGUAGUUUGGAUACUAGCUCACAGCAGCCACAGUCAGACACCUCCACCACCAACCUGGACUCCAAAAUGGAGAUCAAGCAGCAGGACGAAGAAGAGGAGAGCGAUGCUGGCAGCUGCUCCAAAGGUGGCAAGCUCAGCAACCUUAAGACGGAGGAGAAACCUGUGAAAUGUGAGCUGAAGAAGGAGGACUGCUCUGACGAAGGAGGUAAAGGAACUCCAAUGGACACAUCCUCUUUGUCCACAACUUCUGGGGUGAAGACAGAGGACAGGAAGCCAGACAUUAAGAAGGAGGUAAAGGAUGAAGAGGGUUCUACAGAAACCACUCCACAGGCACCAGCAAAGAAAAAGAUCUUUAAGCCUGAGGAGCUGCGUCAGGCUCUGAUGCCUACGCUGGAAUCUCUGUAUAGACAAGACCCAGAGUCUCUGCCUUUCCGGAUGCCUGUCGACCCCCAACUACUAUGUAUACCAGAUUAUUUUGACAUUGUGAAGAACCCUAUGGACCUGUCGACAAUAAAAAGGAAACUGGAUACAGGUCAGUACCAGGAUCCGUGGCAGUAUGUAGAUGAUGUCUGGCUGAUGUUCAACAACGCCUGGCUGUACAACCGUAAAACAUCCAGAGUCUAUAAGUACUGCUCUAAGCUCGCUGAGGUCUUUGAGCAGGAGAUUGACCCAGUCAUGCAGUCUCUGGGUUACUGCUGUGGGAGGAAGCUGGAGUUCUCUCCUCAGACCUUGUGCUGCUAUGGGAAGCAGCUGUGCACUAUUCCCAGAGAUGCUGCUUACUUUAGCUACCAGAACAGGUACCACUUCUGUGAGAAGUGUUUCAACGAGAUCCAGGGAGAGACUGUUUCCCUGGGAGACGAUCCCACGCAACCUCAGACAUCUAUCAACAAGGAUCAGUUUGAGAAAAAGAAGAAUGACACACUGGAUCCUGAACUGUUUGUUGAAUGUAUGGAUUGUGGACGGAGGAUGCACCAGAUUUGUGUUUUGCAUAACGACACAAUAUGGCCAUCUGGUUUUGUAUGUGACGGCUGCUUGAAAAAGACAAAUAAGACGAGGAAAGAAAAUAAAUAUUCUGCCAAAAGGUUGCCCCAGACAAAGCUGGGCUGCUACUUGGAGACACGGGUAAAUGACUAUCUGAAAAGACAAAGCCAUCCAGAGGCAGGAGAAGUCUUCAUUCGUGUUGUUCAUGUCUCUGAUAAAGUGGUGGAGGUCAAACCAGGAAUGAAGUCAAGAUUUGUGGAUAGCGGGGAGAUGUCCGAGUCAUUCCCCUACAGAACAAAAGCCCUUUUUGCGUUUGAGGAUAUCGAUGGGGCAGAUGUCUGUUUCUUUGGAAUGCAUGUUCAAGAAUAUGGAUCAGACUGCCCACAACCCAACCAGAGGAGGGUCUAUAUCUCUUACCUGGACAGUGUGCACUUUUUCCGACCUCGAAGCCUAAGAACUGCAGUUUACCAUGAAAUCCUCCUUGGAUAUUUGGAAUAUGUGAAAAGAUUGGGCUAUACAACUGGCCACAUUUGGGCUUGCCCUCCAAGUGAAGGGGAUGACUAUAUUUUCCACUGUCAUCCUGCUGAUCAAAAGAUUCCCAAACCCAAGCGCCUUCAGGAAUGGUAUAAAAAGAUGCUGGACAAGGCAGUAGCAGAGCGGAUAGUGCAUGACUACAAGGACAUCUUCAAGCAAGCUACUGAGGAUCGUCUGACCAGUGCUAAAGAAUUGCCCUACUUUGAGGGGGAUUUUUGGCCUAAUGUGUUGGAGGAGAGCAUUAAAGAGUUGGAGCAAGAGGAAGAGGAACGAAAAAGGGAGGAAAACAGCACUUCAAAUGAAAGCAUUGAUGAUACAAAGGGUGACAGUAAAAAUGCAAAGAAGAAGAACAAUAAGAAGACAAGUAAGAACAAGAGCAGCCUGAGCCGAGCCAAUAAGAAGAAACCUGGGAUGCCCAAUGUCUCCAAUGAUCUGUCACAGAAACUCUAUGCCACUAUGGAAAAACACAAAGAGGUGUUUUUUGUGAUCCGGCUCAUUGCCGGCCCAAUGGCAAAUGCCUUGCCCCCAAUUUCAGACCCUGAUCCACUGAUGGCCUGUGACCUGAUGGACGGCCGUGAUGCUUUUCUCACUUUGGCACGGGACAAACACCUUGAGUUCAGCUCGCUCAGAAGGUCCAAAUGGAGUACCAUGUGCAUGUUGGUAGAGCUGCAUAACCAAAGUCAAGACCGCUUUGUAUACACCUGUAAUGAAUGCAAGCAUCAUGUGGAGACCCGUUUCCACUGCACUGUCUGCGAGGAUUACGACCUCUGCAUCACAUGUUACAAUGCUAAGGGCCAUGAGCACAAGAUGGAGAAGCUAGGCCUUGGCUUGGAUGAUGAAAGCAGUAACCAGGCUGCUGCCACUACCCAGAGCCCUGGGGACUCUCGUCGCCUCAGUAUCCAGCGCUGCAUCCAGUCUCUGGUCCACGCUUGCCAGUGCCGAAACGCCAACUGCUCUCUGCCGUCCUGCCAGAAGAUGAAGCGGGUGGUGCAGCACACAAAAGGCUGCAAGAGAAAAACCAAUGGUGGCUGCCCCAUUUGCAAACAGCUCAUUGCUCUGUGCUGCUACCACGCCAAGCACUGUCAAGAGAAUAAGUGUCCCGUCCCAUUCUGCCUCAACAUCAAGCACAAGCUGCGACAGCAGCAACUGCAGCACCGCUUACAGCAGGCUCAGAUGCUGCGCCGCAGGAUGGCCAGCAUGCAGCGAGUGGGACAACCUACCCCUGGAGGUGGCCCUGGUGGAAAUGGCCUGCCCUCCCCAGGACCAAACAAUGGUGCAACAGGUCCUGGGACUCCAACAUCAGUAGGGACUCAGCCUUCAACCCCACAGACACCAACACAGGGAAACAUGGGUCUGACCCAACAGCAGACAGUGGGCCUGGGGCCAAUGGGAGCACAGCAACAACAGGUCUCACAACCAGGUGGCCCUCACCCUCAGCACCACAUGCACCAGUUUCCCAUGUCCGGGCCUGGAGGUGGGGGCAUGAUGAACGCCCCUCAACAGCAGAUGGUCCCUUCACUCCAGCAGCAGUCCAAUGUCCAACAGCUCCAGCAGCACCCGGGUGCUCUGCCUCCUUACAACGCCAGGCCAUCAGGCGCCUCUCCAAUGCACCAGUCGUUGGGAAAACCUGGACUGGGUCCUGCCACCCCACCUCAGCAGCAACCUUCUCAAGGACAGGGUCCCAUUCCCAUCCCAGGCCAACAAGGACCUCCACUAGCAGCUGUAGAGACUGCUCUCAAAAUCCAGCGCCUUGCUGAAUCCCAGAGACAGAUGGCCCAGAUUAGGGGUAUGGGUCCAGGAGGCAUGUUACCACCCCACACUCACCACCAGAACCCUCAGGCUCAGAUGGGUAUGUCACACAUGGGCUCCCAGGGCAUGCCCCCCCAGGGGCAGGGGGUAGCCAGGACUAUGAUGGACCAGCAGCCUGGGAUGAUGGGAGGUCCACAAGGUCAGCUUCCUCCCCAAGUCCAGCAACAGCUUCAACAGGUGCAGCAGGGAGCAGGACAGAUGCCUCCCAACCAGCAGUGGGGCCCUACAGGAGCACCUAUGAAUGCACAGCAGCGGCCACCCAUGUUGAGUCAUAUGACCACCCAGCAGCAGCAGGUUCCCCCACAACAGCAGCAGAUGAGCCAGCAGCAGAACCGUGGGAUGAUGCAGGGGGCAGCAGCGGCAGCUCUCGCUGGAGCAGGAGGAAAUCUGCCUCAGGCCGCUCUGCAGGAGCUACUCCGCACGCUACGUUCCCCCAGCUCCCCUCUUCAGCAGCAGCAGGUACUCAACAUCCUGCGCUCCAAUCCUACCCUCAUGGCUGCUUUCAUCAGGCAGAGGGCAGCGCGCUAUCAAGGAGGAAAUGGGCCAGCACAGGGAGGAGCAGGCAGAUUCCCUGGACCUGGUGUUGGCGGGCCUGGGACUAACCAGCUACCCAACAUGGAUGGACAGCAGCAGAUGGGCACCCAGCCUGGGAUGAACAUGGGCCAAGGGGCACCUGGCGGUAACAUGGCCUCCAUGGCCCAACUGCAGCAGCAGCUCCAACAACAACAGCAGCAGCAACAACAGCAGCAGCAGCAGCAGCAGCAGCAGCAACAACAGCAGCAGCAGCAGCAGCAGCAACAACAGCAGCAGCAGCGGCCCAUGAUGCCUCCAAACCUUCAGCAGCAACAGAUAGCUGCCCUGCAGCAGCAACAGCAGGGGGCGAUGGUGGGCCAGCAGGGCCAACAGGGCAACAUGACCAACUUGAACCCUCAGUUUAGAGAGCUGCUUAUGCGGAGACAGAUGCAGCAGCAACAACAACAACAGCAGCAGCAGCAACAGCAACAGCAACAGCAACAGCAACAGCAACAGCAACAACAACAACAACAACAACAACAACAGCAACAGCAGCAGAUGAGCCAGGGCCAGUUCCAGCAGCAGGGCCAGCAGCAGGGCUUCAUGCCAAGCCAGAGCCAGCCAGGUGUACCCCCCUCCUCCCAGCCUCAGCCUGGAGCCCAGCCGCAGCCAGGAGGACCACAGGGUGCAGGCCCAGGGCAGGGCUACCAGGGUGCCUCCCCCCAGGUGGCAGCAGCCCUCCAGCAAAGACUCCAGCAGCAAAUGCACCUCCAGCAACAACAGAACGCAAUGGCUGGAAUGGCUGGUCCAGAUGGAGGGCCAGGUGGAGGUCCAGGAGGACCAGGAGGACCCCAACUUCAACCUGGACCAGGAGGUCCGGGCCAGCCGCAGCAGCAGCCACAUGGACAGAACCAGAGUAUGCUGCACCAGAACAUUCAUCAGAGGCUCCUGCAGCAGCAACAUCUGACAGGGGGCUCCCCGGCCCAGCACAGCAGCCCCCUAAGUCCACAGCAGCAGUUGGCCCAGUCACCCCACCUGCAGGGACAGGCAGGGCUCGGCCCAGCAGGCUCUUUAAGCAGCCAGGUGAGAUCUCCCCAGCCAUCCCCGCGGCCACAGUCACAGCCACCUCACUCCAGCCCGUCACCGCGCAUGCAGCCCCAGCCCUCGCCUCACCGCAUCUCCCCUCAGACUCAGACCGGCUCCCCGCACCCCUCCCACCUCAGCCAGCACCACUCCAUGGCCCCUCCACAGCCCCCACAGCCCCAGCAGCAGCAGCAGCCCCCAGGAGCCUCUAUAGACCCUGCCCAGUUUACGCCAGACCAGAACUCUAUCAUGUCCCAGCUAAGUGGGAUGAGUGGGUUGCACAGCGGGCAAGGAGGACAGUCGGACAUUUUGGGGGGCAAUACUAGUGGGUCGGGUAACACCAACCAGGAUCUUGGGACAAACAUGAACCAUGGUCUAAACUUGAUGUAGCCUUGACACCAGACUAUGUCACCCAAAUCACAAACUGCCAUGGAAUGCGGGGGAGGCUCUAGUGUGGGGUUUUAGAAGUUUUAAUUUUUUAUUUAAAUAUUUUUGUGAUGUACAAAUGAGAACUGAAGCUUCCUUCCUAUGGGAGAUGAAACAUGAAUCUUAGAAGUCAGUAAAUGAAUAAAUUAAAACAAUGGUAAGUUAUUGCUGUUAAUAUAUAUCUAUAUAUUUUUGCCAAUUGUGUACAAAAGGUGGAAGGGCAGUGUUUCAGGUUGAAGAUAUUUCUUCCUUAGUCUAUGACAAUAUUUUUGGGGACUGAGAAUUUUGCCUUUUUAUGAAUAUUUUUAAGAUUUUAAAUGUGGCUAAAAUUAAAGUGAGUUGACACGACGUACCUUUUUAUAUUGUUUUGUUUUCCUCUUUAAAAGCCCACUUAUGAUUGUAUGUUUUUGCAGAGAAUUAACUAUUUUAUUUCUGAAUUUAUUUUUGCUUUUGAUCAUAAUACAAACAUCAGCAUAUCUUCCGUUUUCGUUUUCCAUCCCAAUGUAUAUUUAACUGUGACAAUUCACUUCUGUCAGCGUUUCCACUUUCCGCUUUACAGGUUUUGACCUAAACCUGAGCAGUGUUGGGGAUUGGCUUAUAAUGUAACAAUAACAACAAGGCCUACAAACUACCCACAGAUCAUUUCUUCUCAGCUCACCUCUUGACCCUUCCAUCUUCAGUUCUCCUUUGAAUGUCUCUAGAACCUAUUUUCCCUGUGUCGCCUGGUCUCCUAAACAUAAGGGAUGAACAGUGGAUGCCUGGCUGCGUUCUCAAACAGAACUGGCCAAAAUCGCUCUUGUAUAUAGAUUACCUUGUUUAUAUACUGUGAUUUAAAAGGGGGUCGAGAAUGUUGUGUAUUAUGCUUUUAGAGGUUUAAGAAAUUCCGGCCUGUCCCAGAAUACGGUUUUCCCUCCUCACCCUCACGACUGCCUCUUAAGCCACACUUCAACGUUAGUACUGUACAAAGUAAGACAAAAUAGUUAAUACGGUUUUGUAAUGAAAGUUUAAGAUGUAAAAAAGAAAAAAAUAACCUGUACAUACUUAUACCUUAUGAGCAGAGAGAGUAUUUUCUGCUGUUUUUUCCCUCGUUUUGAUUGGAUAUUUGCUGUAUCUGUAAAAAUUAAAAGUACUCCGGAGCUACUGUACAGUAUUGAGAUUUUUUCUAAGGUACAGUUUAGGGUGUGGUAGGUCACGAGCACCAAUGCGCCUUUUCAGUGUAUUUUUGACAUGGGUUUUGGGGGGAGGGGUUCUAUACAACAAGUCACAUCUGAAACUGGGAGUAGAGGCAGAGUAGAUGGUGUUAAAGAUGUGGCGAAAACGAUUUAAAUCUGGUCAUUUAGCUUUUUACGGAGAAGACACAAUAUUCACAUGCUCACUAUUUUUCUCUAAGGUUGCUGGGUUUGGGGUGGGCAUCAGAACCUGGUGGCAAUAUAUCUUGAGACUUAUUUUAUAAGAAAAAAACAAGGAAAACUGUCUUUUAUAUAUAGAUAUAUUAUUUAAUUUUAUUUUUUUGGAAAUAAAACUUGAAGCUACAGGAAUUAUUAGAUAAAACAUGUUUUGUUUUGUAUUAAAGAUGUUAUUGUGAUGCAAAAAGACACUGCAGACAGUCAUUCAGUUUGCCCUGGGGAGGCUGUGGUUGGAGUAUAUUCUACCAUUCUUUUUGUGUACAUGAAUAUAAAUGUAAACAUACUGAAUCACUGUACAAAAUGAUGGCAACUGAUGAACAAAUAAUUUUGUUUUUAUCAUUACUUCUCCGAAAAGAGACUGGAAAUAAGACUAUUUAAAUAUUUGUUUAGUAUUCAGAUGGAAUCUUUGACCACUUUUUUGUUCCUCUUGUUAACAAUUUUGGUGCUUGCUGAGAGAAAGCAAAAAUAACUGUUGCUCCAUUUUCAUUAGUUUCUUUUUUUUUAAGUUAUUUUGGUGGUCUGAUUGUUUUUUGCCAAUAAAUUAAUUGUACAAUAAAGUAUGUUUGUACCAUUGGGAAGAAACCAA
Messenger RNA from Periophthalmus magnuspinnatus, 10727 nucleotides. It is a transcript of the gene ep300a, whose product is annotated as E1A binding protein p300 a. The record is from RefSeq and is a predicted model, not a curated record. Lineage: Eukaryota; Metazoa; Chordata; Actinopteri; Gobiiformes; Gobiidae. Bases 429 to 8699 code for a protein of 2756 amino acids. Gene Ontology annotation, molecular function: transcription coactivator activity; histone acetyltransferase activity; chromatin DNA binding. Gene Ontology annotation, biological process: positive regulation of transcription by RNA polymerase II. The transcript has 32 exons. Gene Ontology annotation, cellular component: transcription regulator complex; nucleus; histone acetyltransferase complex.